Molecule: messenger RNA, 1212 nt
Organism: Dromaius novaehollandiae (emu)
Lineage: Eukaryota; Metazoa; Chordata; Aves; Casuariiformes; Dromaiidae
Product: shematrin-like protein 1
Source: RefSeq, a predicted model, not a curated record
AUGGGUCUCUCUGGGGUCUCUAUGGGUCGCUAUGGGGCAGGAAGGGGUCCCUAUGGGUCUCUCUGGGGCCUCUAUGGGUCGCUAUGGGGCAGGGAGAGGUCCCUAUGGGUCUCUCUGGGGUCUCUAUGGGUCACUAUGGGGCAGGGAGGGGUCCCUAUGGGUCUCUCUGGGGUCUCCGUGGGUCGCUAUGGGGCAGGAAGGGGUCCCUAUGGGUCACUAUGGGUCGCUAUGGGGCAGGAAGGGGUCUCUCUGGGUCUCUCUGGGGUCUCUCUGGGUCUCUAUGGGGCAGCAAGGGGUCCCUAUGGGUCUCUCUGGGGUCUCUAUGGGUGUCUAUGGGGCAGGGAGAGGUCUCUAUGGGUCUCUGUGUGGUCUCUAUGGGUCGCUAUGGGGCAGGGAGGGGUCCCUAUGGGUCUCUGUGGGGUCUCUAUGGGGCAGGAAGGGGUCCCUAUGGGUCUCUGUGGGGUCUCUAUGGGUCGCUAUGGGGUCUCUAUGGGUCUCUAUGGGGUCUCUAUGGGUCGCUAUGGGGCAGGGAGAGGUCUCUAUGGGUCUCUCUGGGGUCUCUAUGGGUCGCUAUGGGGCAGCAAGGGGUCCCUAUGGGUCUCUGUGGGGUCUCUAUGGGUCGCUAUGGGGCAGGAAGGGGUCCCUAUGGGUCUCUGUGGGGUCUCUAUGGGUCUUUAUGGGGCAGGGAGAGUCUCUAUGGGUCUCUAUGGGUCUCUAUGGGUCGCUAUGGGGCAGGAAGGGGUCCCUAUGGGUCUCUGUGGGGUCUCUAUGGGUCUCUAUGGGGCAGGGAGGGGUCCCUAUGGGUCUCUGUGGGGUCUCUAUGGGUCGCUAUGGGGCAGGAAGGGGUCCCUAUGGGUCUCUCUGGGGUCUCUAUGGGUGUUUAUGGGGCAGGGAGAGUCUCUGUGGGUCUCUAUGGGGUCUCUAUGGGUCACUAUGGGGCAGGGAGAGCUCCCUGGGUCUCUCUGGGGUUUCUAUGGGUCUCUAUGGGGCAGGAAGGGGUCCCUAUGGGUCUCUGUGGGCUCCCUAUGGGUCUCUAUGGGGUCUCUAUGGGUCGCUAUGGGGCAGCAAGUGGUCCCUAUGGGUCACUAUGGGUCUCUAUGGGGCAGGAAGGGGUCCCUAUGGGUCUCUAUGGGGUCUCUAUGGGUCGCUAUGGGGCAGGGAGAGGUCUCUAUGGGUCUCUAUGGGUCUCCGUGGGUCGCUAUGGGUCGCUGA